Varroa destructor (honeybee mite) is the source of this 3967-nucleotide messenger RNA. RefSeq names its product facilitated trehalose transporter Tret1-like. Gene Ontology annotation, biological process: transmembrane transport. Gene Ontology annotation, molecular function: transmembrane transporter activity. Gene Ontology annotation, cellular component: membrane. The record is from RefSeq and is a predicted model, not a curated record. Lineage: Eukaryota; Metazoa; Arthropoda; Arachnida; Mesostigmata; Varroidae.
UUGAACCUGAUGCUGGAUAUUACUUUACUCAAUCCAGGAAGUAAUUUAGGAAUGGCCAUGCAGCUUGGCAUCACCAUAAAGUAAUCAGACCGCGUGCCCCAGACUCCUAAGCCAAUGGUCCAUGAAUCUUUUAAGGAACUCCAGCUUGUGGACUACAUUCAUUGUCUUGUUUUACCUUAUAGCAGCAGAUAUUUGUGCUAUACAUGUCAAGUACUAUCAUCACUUACGUCCGGAUUUAUUCAAUAUUGGCACCGAACUCGAUUUCACCAACCCUUUUACUCUCCAACUGGUUAAAGAUUGAACUAUGGCUGGUAUAUGACGACCGUAUGCUCCAGGCAAGCUGCUGCUAGCAUCAUGAUUGUUCCGUUAUCUGUUAUCUCGAGUGGCACUGGCUAGAAAGCGGAUAAAGGCUCGGCUAUUAUAAUUCACAUUGACUUCGGACGAAGACGACAAAAAGAAGCGUGAAGCAUGACAAUACCGACAAUCCUUUUGACGAAUGCACUCAGUGGUUGCACUAGAAAAUGAAUUGUGUCUAAUCUAAGAACGGACAACACGUAUUUCAGUGUACCUAUGCAUAUGUAUUAUCGUGUAACAUAUAAAUAAGCGUUUUCUUGCUUGGUCAUAGUUAGGGGUAACCCCAAACGAUUAAUUUACGUUCUGCUAGAAAAUACAUAACUCUGUCAUGCAUUCAAAAGGGUUUGUCCCUUACUACACGAUCAGCGUCGAAAAAUUCGUCUAGAAAGUUGACAUAUGCCAACUACUCCACGUAUUCCCACUUCGCUACUUCAAUAGCAAAGGAAUUCAAUUCAAUGGAGUUCGACACCGCGUUACUGGUCCGCUCGGACGGCGUGAAAUCGUAUAAUUACCUCAUUGCGGCUUCGGCUGUAUGGCUGAGUUCGUUCUCAAUGGGCACCUGCUAUGGGUACUCAGCACCUGCGAAAAGUUCGAUGCUUGCUAUGGACGAAUUCCCUAUAUCAGAGCAGCAAUUUCAGUGGUUAGCCAGUAUACUCAUGUUUGGUGGACUGGUUGGAGCUCUUACUGGAGGUGUGCUCAGUGAUUACAUGGGUAGACGGUGGACACUAAUCGUGGCAUCACUAGGAAUGAUCGCCGGCUGGCAGACGAUUAUUUGCGCAUUUUCAAUCACAUGGUUGCUCACCGGAAGGGCUAUUUGUGGAUACUCUACAGGUGUUCUGUCACUGAUUGGUCCUAUCUAUUUAUCGGAGGUGUCGCCUCCAGCAGUCCGGGGUUCUCUCACUUCGGCCGUCCAACUGUUUGUUGCUACCGGACUUCUAACUAUGUAUAUUGUCGCCAACUUCUGUGCCUGGAAAUGGCUUGCUCUCUUUGGAAUGGUCUUCGCCAGCUUAACCGUCAUUUUACUGCUGUUUUCUGUUGAGAGUCCAGCGUGGUACUUCAGUAGAGAGCAGCAUUCUAAAGCGACUAAGUCUCUUCUGUUUCUUUGGGGCGACUGUGAUCAAGUUACAUCUGAAAUUAUGCGACAAGAAGGACUUAGUGAACGACAGGGACCAAUAAUGGCUGACAGUGUUGAUCAUAUAUACAAAAUCUCAGUCACUAAACCCAUUCUUCUAUCUGUGCUUUUAAUGGUCGCCCAACAAGGAUCCGCUGUGAACGCAGUUGUCUUCUACGCCGAGGAUAUCUUCCAUCGGGCUGGUAGCUCCCUUUCAGCUUACACCUGCAUGGUUGCCUUCGGAUUAGAACAGGUAAUUGGCGCUGUAAUAAGCAUGAGUCUGAUAGACAGCUACGGCCGUCGGUAUCUAUUAUUGGGUUCAUCGUUUCUUGUCUCCAUUUCCCUUUAUACCAUGGUAGUCUACUUUAUUGAGCUUAAGUCGCCGUCGGGUCAAUGGGGUUGGAUUCCUCUCGUAGCUAUGUCGAUUUACGCAAUAGCAUUUGCAGUUGGACUGGGACCUGUCGCCUGGGUUAUGAUGGGUGAACUUCUUCCCCAACGAUGCCGUUCUUACGGAAGCAUACUGGCAACUAGUGUAAACUACACUUGCGCCUUCCUGGUGACCAAUCAAUGGAGCAAAAUCCAAACAGUUUUAAGUGCAGCUGGCACAUAUGCCGUGUUUGCUACCAUAACGCUGGUAUUAGCGACCAUCUUUUUGGUGGAACUUCCCGAAACAAAAGGAAAGAGUCUGGUAGAAAUCGAAAGGCAUUUUGUCCGAUUACAACGAGUUGAUGCGACCAUUGGCGCGUCGAGUACAGAAAGCUCCAUAGUAGCAACGCCGCCACCACCAUUGGCUACGGGUGGGAAGAACGAAGCGUAACAACUUUAGAAUAUAAUUUUUCCCAUUUAACACAAAAAAAAAUAACUAUAUUUGCAUAGAACAAAGUGAUUAGCUCUAAAAGUGGCUGCUCAUAUGGAUGCGUUCAACGAAGGAAAAUAAAGGAUAAGUAAAGAAAGAAAAUCAGCAUGACGUGAAGCAAUCACUUGGUCAAACAAUCCUUUGUACACCUGGAAACAUUUCUUUCCUAUAUAUAUAAUAAUACAAAAAGUAUAAUUUUCUUAAUAAGUAUCGUAAUUGUAAUUAUAUACUGUGUUUAUGAAUUUUUAUAAUAAUACAAUUAGGUUUAAAGAAAUAGUUGCCAGGUUUAUCCGUCUGGCUUCUAGCUUCGAACAAUUUUUGCUUUUGGCUUUGUGUGUAGAAUGAACGAAUUGCCUUUGACGGGCUCUAGUAGUAAAAGAUGUUAUUCGUCGAAGAUACGAGGUUCUGUGAAAUUACUAAUUUGUGGCAGUGUAUUAUGGUUGUUACAACCAAGUAGAAGACAAUCGAUGGGCCCUGAUACAAAAUUGGAAAAUAAAAAUAAGAACGACAAUUAUUGCAUAAGACAUGCGCAGUUAUGAUAAGAAUAACAGCACUAAAGAGCAAGUAAUCAGGGUAUAAAAAAAUACGUUCAAAAAAUUAAUAGUCAAAAUAAACUUUUUAAUUUCGCGCAACAUGAGUGAUCCGCAGAUGAACAUGUCCAUGUUGCGCUACAAUGCAUACCAGAUCAUUUUGACGUAAAUACAUGACUAAUUUUUUUUGAUAGGGCUAAUUAUUACUAUUUCUUAGAAAACCGACAACCAAAAGAAUCAUUUGUUUGGUUUUAAGCCAACUUCUUUCGAUGAGAAUGAUAUUUUUGGUCGAUGUUAAUCUGAAUCUUACCAGAAUUUAGAAAUAGUGUCUGACAAUGUUGGGUACGUUCAUAAGGUGGUUGAUCAUUCGAAAAUUUAUAAUUUUUUUUUUAAAAAAAAAUUUAUAAAUUUAUAAUUAGAUAAGGUGCAAGAAGAAAUGUAAUAUAAAACCGUUUACAAGCCUCUGAACCUGCAAACGGUUCCUAAGGUCUAACAAAAUACCGCUGCCAUUUUCGUUGCCCAGACUAUAUUUGUGUCGGUAUAGUAAUAUAAUAGCUAUCCACUACCAUAUGGGAUCAGAUUAUUUAUUUCUUAUAGGAGGUUGAACCACCGCGAAUCAAGACUGUUGAAGUGUGGCAAAGAAUUCUUAAAUACUCGGGUGUGUACCAAUUAAAUACGGACGUAAAUACUCGAUGGCGCCUAACUUCUGAGCUAAUACUAAUCUUCUGUAGCUUUUAAUAUUGUAUUCGUUUUAAAAACUUACGUGAGAGGGAAGUCCAUAUUUUUGUUAUUCUGAAGUUCAGCCGCGUCGCGUUUUUUGCCAGGUUUUCAAUCAACGCGUUUGUCUUUAGCACACGCUGUCGCACUUUAGUUUCCCAAAGGCUGUCAAAAAAUGUUUCUGUUGGAAACUCACGGGUAGCGAAACAUCAAGCCCGUUGUUGUGCGUUAAUAUAGGCUACUGACUAGAUAAAUAAGCAUAUUAUGUGAGUAUUAAUUCGGAUUGCAUACCGUAUAUGGAUGAAGCGCUGUUUUUAAAGCAGAAAUGUUAGCGAUAUUGAUGCUUGUUCUUGUACAUUAAUAAAACAUGCCGUUAAUAAAAGAAAAACGAAACAUUUA